AUGAUGCACACCCAGAGAAACUGGGCCAACUUUGCUAUAAACUGGUUAAAAUGUAAGAGGAAGGCUGCCAUAAGGACCAGCUCCUGGACCCAGAUCAUAUUUUAUGAGGACCGAAACUUCCAGGGCCGCUCCUAUGAGUGCGACACCGACUGCCCUGACAUGCACCCUCACUUCAGCCGCUGCAACUCCAUCAAGGUGGAGAGCGGCUGCUGGGUGCUGUACGAGAAACCCAACUACACCGGCUACCAGUAUGUCCUGACCAGGGGGGAGUAUCCAGACUACCAGCGCUGGAUGGGCUACAACGACACCAUCCGCUCCUGCCGUACUUUCUCCUAUACCAGCGAGGGCCCCUACCGUAUCCGCAUCUACGAGAGGCCCAACUUCCAGGGUCAGAUGAUGGAGUUCAGUGAGGACUGCGAGUCAGUGCAGGAUCAUUUCCGCAGCCGUGACAUCUAUUCCUGCAACGUCAUGGAUGGCUACUGGACCCUGUACGAGCACCCCAACUACCGUGGCCGGCAGUACUUCAUGAGGCCCGGAGAGUACCGCAAGUUCAGUGACUGGGGGGCCACCUGCGCCACCACUGGGUCCUUCCGCAGAAUCCUAGAGUUUUAAUCUGGAAUUUUACUUAAUUUUGUUUGAUUUUAUUUACAUUUCAGUUUCACUCCCCUAUCCUCCUCUGAAAGUCAUCUAUUUGUGGAAACUGGUAAUGUUGAUAAAACUGUGGGAUAAUGUGCGAAAGAGA
Toxotes jaculatrix (banded archerfish) is the source of this 742-nucleotide messenger RNA. RefSeq names its product gamma-crystallin M2-like. The coding region runs from base 1 to 612 and encodes 203 amino acids. The transcript has 3 exons. Gene Ontology annotation, molecular function: structural constituent of eye lens. NCBI's taxonomy places the organism in Eukaryota, Metazoa, Chordata, Actinopteri, Toxotidae. Gene Ontology annotation, biological process: lens development in camera-type eye; visual perception. The record is from RefSeq and is a predicted model, not a curated record.